AUGGGACAGGAAGGCUCCCUUCCUGCCUGUGUCCUGGACUGCCAGGGCUCCAGCCUGGGGCCUGCACUGAGCCUCGGGCUGUGGGGGUGGGAGCAGGGCUGGGUCCUGGGAUCCGGGGUGCAGCGCUGUGACCAUGCUUCCUCUGCAGUGCUGGAGCAGCUGCUCCCCGAGCUCACGGGGCUGCUCAGCCUCCUGGACCACGAGUACCUCAGCGACACCACCCUGGAGAAGAAGAUGGCCGUGGCCUCCAUCCUGCAGAGCCUGCAGCCUCUCCCAGAAAAAGAAGUCUCCUAUCUGUAUGUGAACACAGCCGACCUCCACUCCGGGCCCAGCUUCGUGGAGUCCCUCUUUGAAGAAUUUGACUGUGACCUGAGCGACCUUCGGGAUAUGCCGGAGGACGAUGGGGAGCCCGGCAAAGGAGCCAGCCCUGAGCCAGCCAAGAGCCCGUCUCUGAAACAUGCAGCAGACCUGCCUCCACCGCUCCCAAACAGGCCUCCGCCUGAGGACUACUAUGAGGAGGCCCUUCCCCUGGGGCCAGGCAAGUCCCCUGAGUACAUCAGCUCUCACAAUGGCUGCAGCCCAGCCCACUCCAUUGUGGAUGGCUACUACGAGGACGCAGACAGCAGCUACCCCUCAACCAGGAUGAACGGAGAAAUGAAGAGCUCCUACAACGACUCUGACGCAAUGAGCAGCUCCUACGAGUCCUACGAUGAGGAGGAGGAGGACGGGAAGGGGCUGCAGCCCACGCACCAGUGGCCCUCGGAGGAGGCCUCCAUGCACCUGGUGAGGGACUGCAGGAUAUGUGCCUUCCUGCUGCGGAAGAAGCGCUUUGGGCAGUGGGCCAAGCAGCUGACUGUCAUCAAGGAGGACCAGCUCCUGUGUUAUAAAAGCUCGAAGGACCGGCAGCCACAUCUGAGGCUGGCACUGGAUGCCUGCACUGUCAUCUACGUGCCCAAGGACAGCCGGCACAAGAGGCAUGAGCUGCGCUUCUCCCAGGGGGCUACGGAGAUCUUGGUGCUCGCACUGCAGAGCCGGGAGCAGGCCGAGGAGUGGCUGAAGGUCAUCCGAGAGGUGAGCAAGCCCAUCACAGGGGCCGAGGGGGCAGACAUGCCCAGAUCCCCAGUCCUCCUGUGCAAACUGGACCUGGACAAGAGGUUAUCCCAAGAGAAGCAGACCUCAGACUCCGACAGCCUGGGCAUGAGCGAUAACUGUUCCACCCUUGGCCGCAGAGAGGCCGGCGAACACGCAACAGGCAAAGGGAAGAAGAGCAGCCUGGCAGAGCUGAAGGGUUCGAUGAGCAGGGCUGCAGGCCGCAAGAUCACCCGCAUCAUCAGCUUCUCCAAGAGGAAGGCGCUGGCCGAUGACCUGCAGAUGUCCUCCACCGAAGAGGCGGUUCCGUGCUGUGGCUACCUGAAUGUGAUGGUGAACCACGGCUGGAAGGAACGCUGGUGCCGCCUGAAGUGCAACACUCUGUAUUUCCACAAGGAACGCACAGACCUCCGGACCCACGUGAAUGCCAUUGCCCUCGGGGGCUGUGAGGUGGCCCCGGGCUUUGGGCCCAGACACCCAUUUGCCUUCAGGAUCCUGCGCAACCGGCAGGAGGUGGCCAUCCUGGAGGCAAGCUGCUCAGAGGACAUGGGCCGCUGGCUGGGGCUGCUGCUGGUGGAGAUGGGCUCCAAAGUCACUCCCGAGGCCCUGCACUACGACUAUGUGGACGUGGAGACCUUGACCAGCAUCGUCAGCGCCGGGCGCAACUCCUUCCUAUAUGCAAGAUCCUGCCAGGAUCAGUGGCCUGAGCCCCGUGUCUACGACGAUGUCCCUUACGAAAAGAUGCAGGAUGAGGAGCCUGAACGUCCCACCGGUGCCCACGUGAAGCGCCACGCCUCCUCCUGCAGUGAGAAGUCCCAUCGAGUGGAUCCGCAGGUCAAAGUCAAGCGCCAUGCCUCCAGUGCCAAUCAAUACAAGUACGGUAAGAACCGAGCUGAGGAGGAUGCCCGGAGGUACCUGGUAGAAAAAGAGAAGCUGGAGAAAGAAAAAGAGACAAUCCGGACAGAGCUGAUGGCACUGCGGCAAGAAAAGAGGGCGCUAAAGGAUGCCAUUCGGAACAAUCCAGGAGCAAAGUUAAAGGUUCUGCAGGAGGCCGUGGCCACACUGGAAGCUCAGUGUCGGGCGAAGGAAGAGCACCGGAUCGACCUGGAACUGAAGCUGGUGGCUGUGAAGGAGCGCUUACAGAGGUCUCUGGCAGGGGGCCCAGCCCUGGGACUCUCCAUAGGCAGCAAGAACAAGAGUGCGGAAACUGCAAAUAAACCCCAGAACAAUCCUCCAGAGCAACCUCUCCCUGUCAACUGUGUUUCUGAGCUGAGGAAGAGGAGCCCAUCCAUCGUAACCUCCAACCAAGGACGGGUGCUGCAGAAAGCCAAGGAAUGGGAAAUGAAGAAGACCUAGAAAGAGGAUGAGAAUUUUAUCCAAAGGAAAUAUCAGCUUGUCCAUCUAAGACGGAAAUGCUUUUUUCACAAGGAGCUACCAGAAGACUGAAAGUAGCCCCCACCCUCUGGGGCACCCAAAAGACCAGCCUUUAUUGUCUGCAUGAUCAAAAGGGGUAUAGGGAGGGAAGAAGUAGAAGGGAAGAGGGAAAUGAAGGGCAUCCCUAUAUAACCUUACAGAGGGUGGGAAAUGGGGGUGGAGGGAGACAGACAUCUGCCCAGUUGUAAAGGUUUUGUUAAAUGUCUUUGCCUUCCCUUCUGAAGAAAUGAAAGCACGUGUGAAUAAGCCAUUCCAUCCCACUCUCAGCAUCCCAUUCCCAGUCCCUAGGGCAAAGGAAGGCAGUGCUGAAGUAUCAGUGAUGCAAUAGAGAGAGGCGACUUGAUCAUCCAAUCACAUUUGUGUUGGGCAUUAUUGACAGCCUUUGGGCAAGAUAAAUAGGCUCAAAAAUCAAUAGAACUAUCCCUUCCUGCAUAAAGGUGCACAAAAGCUAUAGAGAACAUGCAAAUUCUACAAUCAUUCCUCAUCUGCUUUAGGCAGAUGCAGUGACCAGAACUCCAGAUUUGAAUUGUUUUCAAAUCAGAGAUCUAAGUAAGCAGCAGGCAAGGAGAGGUUCAGUAGCUGACCUAUGUUAAGCUCUGAGUGAUGCUCAAUGACAGGAGCAUGGAUUGCUAAUGUCCACAAGAAGUAUCGAGCUUUGUAGGGUGGGGUCAUUUGCUGUCAAUCAAGUCCUUUCCCUAUUUUAUAUGAUGCUCUGGCUCCAGAGUUAUGGUUAGAAAUGCAGGAGACACUCUUAAUAUGUUUAUCCUCAUCUUGCACUCAAGAGGCCCACCUGUCUGCUCUUCCGUAUCUGCCAUCAAGUAAAACUGUCAGGGAGAACCAAGAGGACAGUGGCCCAUUUCUGCCACAUGAGUGCCUUUUAUAAGCACUUGAUAUUUUUGUAGAGGAGCAAGGACCUCAAGCCCUGGGCAGUCUCCUUGCUGUGCCACUAAUGACUUUCUCAACACUGUGGGCAUUUUAUAAGUCUACUACAUUUCCCUCCAAUAAAGAUAAAACCAUUGAGCCGUUGGAGCUCAGAGGUUAGCUCAAGGGGAGAGAAGGGAAAUCCCAUAAUAACCUCUGGACACUCUGCUAGAGGCUUCACAUACUUGACCCUGCCUAAGGCUUUACAUACUUGAAGCCUCGUCCAAACUUUUCCACCCUCUGAGGUAGCUGGAGACCAGAGCAAGAAAAAUAACCUGACCCAAAGCACCCAGCUGGUCAGUGGUGGAGCAUAAGUUUUAGGGCCUAUAGAGCCUGUCUGUAUCCAGACAGGGCUGGGUUUGAGCCCUGCCUCUGCCACUUAACAGCUGUGACUUUGGGAAAGUCACUUGACCUCUCUCAUUCUUGUUUUCCUUGCCUAUCAAAACCAGGUUAACAAUAGUACGUCCCUCCCAAGACUGUUGGGGGAAUUAAGUGAGAUAAUACAUGGGAAGCAUCUUACACAGUGUCCAAGUAAUAGUAAACAUCUAGUCAAUAGUGGUUCUUAUUAUUGACUUUUACAUGGUAAUUACAACCACCAAAAGCUAUAAGGCAACAAUCUGUAAGUGAGUUUUCAUCCAGAUUCCACCUGUGUAUCUUCAAUAGCAGGCACUCACAUACUCUGGAUUGUCAAUAUGCUUUUUAAAAUGUGAAUCUGAAAUGUCACCUGACAACCCAAUUUUGUCAUUGUUUCCCAUGUAGUUAUUUUGAGACUAAGUGUCUUUUUCCACCAAUAAAUCUUAAGACUCCUUUGAGAGGUG
Messenger RNA from Myotis brandtii (Brandt's bat), 4262 nucleotides. It is a transcript of the gene AFAP1L1, whose product is annotated as actin filament associated protein 1-like 1. The transcript has 19 exons. The record is from RefSeq and is a predicted model, not a curated record. Gene Ontology annotation, cellular component: cytosol. Bases 1 to 2445 code for a protein of 814 amino acids. NCBI's taxonomy places the organism in Eukaryota, Metazoa, Chordata, Mammalia, Chiroptera, Vespertilionidae. Gene Ontology annotation, molecular function: SH3 domain binding.